ACACACAUAUAAAUUCCUGUGGUGGAACCCUUUCUCUCUCCUUUUUGUUUUUCCCUCAAUUCUCUCUCUACUCGCGCGCCUCAUCGAGAUCCACCACAGCAAAACCCUAGCUCCUCCUCCUCCACAUCUAGAGAGAGAAACGAGAAUAAGAGAGAGAAAGAGAAGCUCAGGGACUCUACCGGCAAAUUUCUCUCUUACAUCAACCCGAUCCGAUUCAAAUCCAGGGCGGUAAUUAGGAGUUUGAUUAAUUGACGAUGGCGGCGGAAGCAGCAGCAGUAGCGGCAGUAACACCAGUUUCUGCUCAAGUUGUUGCGAAUGCAUUUGUGCAGCAAUACUAUCAUAUAUUGCACCAUUCGCCCGGACUGGUAUUUAGGUUUUACCAGGAUAUAAGCAAGCUUGGACGCCCUGAAGAUGAUGGAUCCAUGGGCAUCACUACGACAAUGCAAGCAAUAAAUGAUAAGAUACUCUCACUCAACUAUGGAGACUUCAGAGCAGAGAUCAAGUCUGUGGAUGCCCAGGAAUCGUUUAAUGGCGGGGUGCAUGUGCUUGUAACCGGAUAUUUGACCGGGAAAGACAACUUGAUCCGAAAUUUCUGUCAAACUUUCUUCCUAGCGCCGCAAGAUAGGGGGUACUUUGUCUUAAAUGAUAUGUUUCGAUACGUAGAGACUCUUGUUCAGCCUGAUACAGUCCAGGUUCCAGUAGCGAAUGUUGUGGCUCCUGUCACACCGGAGCAAAUUGUUGCAGAUCCACCUCCAGUACAGCAGAAUCACAUUCCUGAGGAAAGCGCACCACCAGCAGAGGAAGCUGAUGUUGGAGAAGUUUACAACCCACCGGAGAAUGGUGAUGUGCCUAUUGUUGAAGACGAAGUCCCUGUGUCUGAGGUUGUCGAUGAAGUCCAAGAUGUCCCUGAAGUGGUAGUUGAAUCUGACAACAAAAUUGGGGAAACCCCUAAGAAGUCAUAUGCUUCAAUUGUCAUGCAUCUCAAGGAAAGUGCUGCAACCUUCUCCCCUGCUCCAGCACCUGCUCCUAGGAAGCCUAUGGCAAAGAGUGUUGAGCAAGUGAAUAAGCCUGCUGCCACAGUUACUGAUGGUCCAUACUCCAGCUCAGAUACUGUUGAUAACAUGAAUGACACAGAAGCAGCUGAUGGCUACUCAAUCUAUAUAAAAGGCUUGCCUAUGAGUGCAACUGUAGCCUUACUUGCAGAGGAGUUCAAGAAGUUUGGGCCAAUAAAAAAUGGAGGAAUUCAAGUUAGAAGUAACAGGCAACAGGGAUUUUGUUUUGGAUUUGUUGAAUUUGAAGUGGAAAGUGCUGUGCAAAAAGCAAUCGAGGCUUCUCCAAUCGUAAUUGGUGAUCGACAAACUGUGGUUGAGGAGAAGAGGUCUACCAAUUCUCGAGGUAACACCAGAGGUGGUAGGUUUCAAUCUGGAAGGGGUGGCGGAUUCCGGAAUGAUGGAGGACGAGGGCGAGGAAACUAUGGAGGUGGCAGAGGUUAUGGUCGAGAUGAUUUUAAUGGAAGAAAUGAGUUCAACAACAGGGGUGGCAAUCGUGGAGGGUCAUCAAAUCGUGGAGGUGAAGGAUAUCGCCGAGCUGACAAUACAGGUGGGCGAAUAAAUCGUGGUGGUGGGAUGCCUAGAACAGCCAAAGCCCCGGCACCUCGUUAUUCUGCUGCAGCGUGAAGAGUAGUAGCUUAGUAUUAUUAUUUGGAAUGACAUUUAAGAUGAUUUAUUGUUGAGGUGGAAAGAAAUUUUGUCAGAGCCAUGAUGUUUUCUCAAAGAGCUCUAUUUGCUAAUUUUUCUAGUUUAAUUCCUCUUUUUCUGGUUAACCAGAUAGGUUUUUAGGAGAUUUCUUUGUGUAGCAUACGGGUGUUGGAGCCCCUAAGGAAGAGAUUAUAUCGUCGUCAUUCGUGGGCAUUUGCCUUUUUUUUUGUAUUGAAUUAUUUUUGGGGGCUUUUUUACUUGUGGUAAUUUAAUUUUUUUUACUUUUCA
Molecule: messenger RNA, 1985 nt
Organism: Capsicum annuum
Lineage: Eukaryota; Viridiplantae; Streptophyta; Magnoliopsida; Solanales; Solanaceae
Product: nuclear transport factor 2
Cellular component (GO): cytosol; ribonucleoprotein complex
Molecular function (GO): mRNA binding
Source: RefSeq, a predicted model, not a curated record